Molecule: messenger RNA, 1498 nt
Organism: Musca domestica (house fly)
Lineage: Eukaryota; Metazoa; Arthropoda; Insecta; Diptera; Muscidae
Exons: 4
Coding region: 154-1386 (410 amino acids)
Source: RefSeq, a predicted model, not a curated record
UAAUGACGAUUAGAUUCCAAGCGAAUUGAUAAAGAAAUGUGGCACGCGACGAAACUUUUCUAUAAAAACUUUUAGUUUUCGAUUAAACGAUUUUAGUUGGUUUAAAUUUUUGAAACAAAUAGUCCGUGGGAAAUUGAGUAAACGUUUACGGAAAUGACUGCAACCCCGGUGCCAGAAUGGUUAACAGCUGAUUUGUUUGUCAGUGUAUUGGAGAAAAAUGUUGAAAACUUUGAUAAAAUCACCAAAUUUACAGCAGAUACUCCAUUUGCUGCUGGAGAGAAUUUCCUAUCGAUAUUGUGGGCUAUUGAAAUUGAGGCAGCUUUAAAGGAUGGUUCGACAAAAAUCUGCAAAUAUAUGCUGAAGAUACCUCCGACUUCAGCACAGGCUCAAGCCAUGAUUGGCAUGAUGAAUUCCUUUAAACGUGAACGAAUCUGCUACUAUGAACUGUUUCCCGUUUUCGAUGAAAUGUAUCGCAAGGCUGGCAAAGUUACAAAAAUUGCACCCAAUGCCUAUUCGUUUGACAAAGAUUUGGGUUUUGAUGUCAUUCUCAUGGAAGAUGUACGUCAAGAGGGUUUCAAAAAUAUGAAUCGCCUUGAGGGACUUGAUAUGGACCAUGCCAAGAGUGCCUUGGAAGUUUUGGCAGAAUUUCAUGCUGCCUCCGCCACCUACAUUGUGAACAACAAUGGCCUGCCAGCGCUGAUGAUGGCGCCAAUGCUCAAGGAUGGUAUGGUGGAAAUGUUGGCUAAAUCCCAGGAACCACAGGAGCAAGUGCUGGUAGAAUGUUUGCCUAUCUACAAGGCAGAGAAUUUAAAAGAGAAGCUGAUAAGUUAUCGGCCCAAAUACUUGAAAGAAAUUUUGAACUCGGAAAACCGCAGCAUGGAGGAUUUCAAUGUCCUCAGCCAUGGUGAUUGCUGGUCGAACAAUAUUAUGUUCCAACAUGAUGACAAGAAUAAUGUUUUGAACACAUUGCUGGUUGAUUUCCAAGUUGGUCGCUUCACAUCUCCCGCCCUUGAUCUGCAAUACUUCCUUCUGAGUUCUACUAGCUUGGACAUCAAACUGAAAUAUUACGACUAUUUCAUUCAGUACUACCAUCAGAAAUUAAUUGAAAAUCUGAAGCUGUUGGGUUAUUCCAAAAAGAUGCCAUCUCUGAGAGAUCUUCAUAUGUGGAUGUAUGAUUACAGUUUUAUGGGAUAUACUGUCCUCUUAAAGAGUCUCCCAGUAAUCCUUCUGGAUCCCAACGCCACAAAAGACUUCAACAUGGACAACAUGAUGGGUGACAAGAAUGACGGAGGUGCCAUGCAGAAGGCCAUGUAUACUGGGGAAGGAUAUUGCAAACAAAUGCAACAGUUACUACCUUGGUUGGCUAACAAGGGCUAUUUUGAUUAGGAACAUAAAUAUUUGUCAAACAAUUGAGUGUAUCCCAAAGGAACAAAUGACUGAAGAAUGACUGUGUAUUUAUUUAAAAAAAUAACUAGGACAACUUUUGUAAAAAAAAAAU